GGCAAAACGAAAAGAUUUAUUGUAAUCUCUUUAAUUAAUCAAUAUAACAAAAGAAUGGAUGACUUUAGCUACAACAAUUCCGGUGGAUUCAGUGCCGGAGGUGACGACUUUCUGAACGAUAACGGAUCUCAAAAACAACAACAAGUGCGUUCAAGUCUCACACCUGUUACUAUCAAACAAAUCAAUGAAGCUACACAACCAGUACCAGAUGGAGAAUUCCAAAUACAUAACGUGGAACUUAACUUAGUUUCCUUUGUUGGUGUAGUUAGAAGUGUCCAGGAUCUCACUUCUGCCAUUGUGAUAAAAAUUGAAGAUGGGACUGGUUCCAUUGAAGUAAGAAAAUGGAUCGAUGAUGCAAGUGAUACAUCAGCAAAUGAAGCUGCUGGUCAAGCUCAUGAAUUAAACAAAUACGUUUACGUUACAUGUGCAUUGAAGGAAUUUAACGGUAAGAGAAGUUUACAACAUGCCACUAUCAGACCAAUCACAGACCACAACGAGAUUUUAUAUCAUAAUCUUAGUGCCAUUGAGAAUCAUUUAAAAGCCCAAGGAUUAGGUACAAAGCCAGCCAGUGGCCAGGAUAAUGGACUCUUUGUAAAAGAUUCACAUGGAAUGGAUGCUCCAAAGUCUAUGCAAGAUAAGAUUCUUGCUCUUAUCCACGAGAAUAGUGUCAGUAUGCAAGAAGGUGUCCCAGUCCCAUUUAUAUCACAAAAGUUGAAUGUAACUAAUGAUAUUGUUUCACAACAUUGUGCUACUUUGGUGGAAGAUGGUAAGAUUUACUCAGGUUAUGAUGAUAGUGCUUAUUUGGCUAUUUAAAUUAAGUUUCUUAUAUAUUACAAUAAAUAAUGAAGUAAUACAAUAUUUCGUAAUCUGGGUCACUUUG
Molecule: messenger RNA, 880 nt
Organism: [Candida] anglica
Lineage: Eukaryota; Fungi; Ascomycota; Pichiomycetes; Serinales; Debaryomycetaceae
Source: the annotation of a GenBank genome assembly